AAAGCUCCGCAUUCCCACCCAGUGCAGAAGUUGAAAUAGUAUCAGAAGGAGAGUCUUUCCCUCCAGCCACAGGCUCCAUCUCUCAGGAGCAAGGGGCAACUCCGAGGAGAGCGGGGCAGCGGAGCCCGCGGGCCUCCAGAGCCCUGGACAAGGGCUUCCCUCUCCUCGCCACGAUCCCGCGGGCAAGACGCGGCCGGGUUCCAGCCCGAGCGCAGGAGCGCAGAGCCGGGGCGCCUCCCGCGCUGCGCUGCGGCGGCCGCGCUCCCCAGGCGCUGGUGACACAGCCACAUGAAGCCUGCUGGGGAGGCGGGGCCAGGGUGCUGCAAGCCGGCGGGGACCGAGGCUGUCGCCGUCUUGGGGAGGCACUGACUGCCAAGGGGACCCCCCCCCUCCUGCGUGCCUGGGCGAACAGUCUUCUCCAAGGGGUCCCCGGUCAUCCUGCCCCUCCAGGAUGGUGUUCCUGAAGUUCCUCUGGAUGGGUUUCUUCUGCCACCUGUGUCAGGGCUACUUCGAUGGCCCUCUCUACCCGGAGAUGUCCAAUGGGACCCUGCACCACUACUUCGUGCCCGACGGGGACUAUGAAGAAAAUGAUGACCCCGAGAAGUGCCAGCUGCUCUUCCGGGUGAGUGACCACCGGCGCUGCUCCCAGGGGGAGGGGAGCCAGGCCAGCAGUGUGUUGAGCCUCAGCCUUCGGGAGGAGUUCACGGUGCUGGGCCGCCAGGUGGAGGAUGCGGGGCGUGUCCUGGAGGGCAUCAGCAAGAGCAUCUCCUACGACCUGGACGGGGAAGAGAGCUACGGCAAGUACCUGCGGCGGGAGUCCCACCAGAUCGGGGACGCCUACUCCAACUCCGACAAGUCCCUCACCGAGCUGGAGAGCAAGUUUAAGCAGGGCCAGGAACAGGACAGCCGGCAAGAGAGCAGGCUCAACGAGGACUUCUUGGGGAUGCUGGUCCACACCAGGUCCCUGCUGAAGGAAACACUCGACAUCUCGGUGGGGCUCAGGGACAAAUACGAGCUGCUCGCCCUCACCAUCCGGAGCCACGGGACCCGGCUGGGUCGGCUGAAAAACGAUUAUCUUAAAGUGUAGGUGGAAGGGCACAGGGCCUGGGAGAGGGCAUCAAAUCAGCCCCGUUGCGGAGGGUGGGGACAGAAGAUGAGGCUGAUGUUUCCUUAUUUUUUUUUUUUUAUAUCUGGAUUUGCACUUGGAGAAUCAUCUAAAGGGAUCUUAAAAAGAAAUAAGUGAGGGUCGAGUUGUUUUGUUUUUGUACAUUAUUUAUGGGAUUGCUAUAGACUUGUUACUUGGACAGAACAAUUUAAAGCCAUGCCUCCCCGGCCUUUCCUAGAGGACUUUCUAACUCUGCAGAGACACCUGUUUCAACCACAUAGAAGGACUUGGUUUAUGCAGGAGGGAGUGAUUAAACUUCCCCAUCCUGGAGAAAAUACGCAGAGAGCAUAGUACAGAGUGCCUUUUUGCCUUCUUCAGCCUUCCCUCUUGGGCUUUGAAAGCUGGCAGUUGUCUGAGGUGCUCUGAGGCCUGUCUGUUUCUUCUCUUUUUCUCUCUUAUUUAUUAACCAUGGUCUUCAAGGUUUUGUUUUUAGUUUUGAGGUUUGGGGGGAGGGGUUGUAAGACUAUUGACUAGAAGCUAUAUGCAAAUAGUCCUUUGCAGGGAGAUGUCCAAGGUGCCUCUGUGAGUGUGUGUAAGCUGCAGUGGCCACGUUGAAGGAGCGCAAGCUUUGUGGUGGGUAUACACUCGUGUUGCUAAGCUGUUUUGCUGUCUCUCUCAUUGUAUGCCUGUGUCCUCAGAGCUACAGUCCAUUACAAAAAAGUCGAGUGUUGGAACACACCCCCAAAUGAUAUGUUGUAGGUUACCAAUGUAUUCGUUCUGGUUUGGGGUUUUUUCCUUCUGUUUGCUUACUGGAAGCUUGUACUUCAAGGGGGGUGGGGAGGGAUUCUAAUUCUAGUAAUUCCUGAACUAAGUAUUAUUAUUCAGCCAAUAAAUAUGUUCUCGUAUAA
Molecule: messenger RNA, 2013 nt
Organism: Hyaena hyaena (striped hyena)
Lineage: Eukaryota; Metazoa; Chordata; Mammalia; Carnivora; Hyaenidae
Gene: FIBIN
Product: fin bud initiation factor homolog
Exons: 1
Coding region: 452-1087 (211 amino acids)
Source: RefSeq, a predicted model, not a curated record